Gracilinanus agilis (Agile Gracile Mouse Opossum) is the source of this 2786-nucleotide messenger RNA. It is a transcript of the gene PPP4R2, whose product is annotated as protein phosphatase 4 regulatory subunit 2. The coding region runs from base 91 to 1341 and encodes 416 amino acids. The transcript has 9 exons. Gene Ontology annotation, cellular component: protein phosphatase 4 complex; cytoplasm; nucleus. Gene Ontology annotation, molecular function: protein phosphatase regulator activity. The record is from RefSeq and is a predicted model, not a curated record. Gene Ontology annotation, biological process: protein dephosphorylation. NCBI's taxonomy places the organism in Eukaryota, Metazoa, Chordata, Mammalia, Didelphimorphia, Didelphidae.
GCGGCGGGGGGGCGGCGGCGUUCCGGGCCCGGGGACUCGGGACACCGCGGAGGGAGGCGGCGGCGGCGGCGGCGAGGGACGCGGGCCACCAUGGACAUGGAAAGGCUGCAGGAGGCGCUCAAAGAUUUUGAGAAGAGGGGAAAAAAAGAAGUUUGUCCAGUGCUGGAUCAGUUUCUUUGUCACGUAGCCAAGACGGGGGAGACGAUGAUUCAGUGGUCCCAAUUUAAAGGCUAUUUUAUUUUCAAAUUGGAGAAAGUAAUGGAUGAUUUCAGAACAUCAGCUCCUGAACCAAGAGGUCCUCCUAACCCUAAUGUUGAAUAUAUUCCCUUUGAUGAAAUGAAGGAAAGAAUUCUGAAAAUUGUCACUGGAUUCAAUGGUAUUCCUUUUACUAUUCAGCGACUUUGUGAAUUGCUAACAGAUCCAAGGAGGAACUAUACAGGAACAGACAAAUUUCUCAGAGGCGUAGAAAAGAAUGUGAUGGUUGUUAGCUGUGUAUAUCCAUCUUCAGAGAAAAACAGUUCUAACAGCUUAAAUCGAAUGAAUGGUGUUAUGUUUCCUGGAAACUCACCAAGUUACACUGAGAGGUCUAACAUUAAUGGUCCUGGAACUCCCAGACCAGUAAACCGACCAAAGGUUUCUUUGUCAGCUCCUAUGACAACAAAUGGUUUGCCUGAGAACACAGAAGGUAAAGAGUCAAAUUUACAACUAACUGAGGAGAAAAACCACAGUGAUUCAUCAGCAUCUGAAUCAGAAGGUGCCCAAGCGAGUCCUGUAAAAAAUAAACACUCAGAUGAAGACCCUGUGGAAGCAGAAGGGCAUGAGGUAAAAAGACUCAAAUUUGACACAGAAGGUGAAGACAGAGAGACAACCAACCCAAGUUCCAACAGUGACAUGCCUUCAACUGUGGUAGAAGAAACAGGAAUGUCGCCUGCAUCUCAGGAUAAAGACAGAGGGAGCAGCUCUGCCAGACAGCGCUGUACGGACGAGGAGGAGGAGGAAGAGGAAGAAGAAGAGGAGGAGGAAGAGGAGGAAGAAUCUUUUGUGACCUCUAAAGAAAUUACCCCAGAAAGAAAAGAUCAAGAAAAAGAAACUGAUGAGGCCUUAACUGUGAGUGAAGAGACUUCUGAGGAGAGUAAUCAAAUGGAGGAGUCUGUCUUGUCUCAGGAAGACAAAGAUUUACAUUCUGAAGACAGUGAAAAUACAAGACCUGUAAGUAGUGGUGUUGAUUGCAGUGAAACUGAAGAAUUAGGAACCUAUGCCAGUGAAACUCCAUCAGAAUCCCCAAUGGAAAACAGUGAUGAGGCCACAGACGUUGCAGAAGAACCCAUGGAACAAGACUAACUAUGAAACCUAUUUAGAUGCAGUAUUUUACAUAAGGCCCUGAUUUUCCACUGUAUAAAACUUUUAUGUAAUAAAGUGGACCUUUAGUUUUACAAGAGAAGCAGGUUGUAAAAUAUGAUUCUUCAUGGAAUAAAUCCUGAAAGAGUUUUACACAUAAGAACUGUGAAUAUAGGCUCCUUCAGGUCCUGCUUACCGCUGACUUUUUGGUCUGCUCAAAUCAGUGGUAUGUGUAUAGAUUUUUUUUUAAUUUAGAAUAAAAGUUUUUAAACUGGAAGGUAAUAAUUAUAAUUUUGACAAACUUUUUGGAGAUUACCACAUUUAGUUUAUACAUAUGCAAGAAAGCUUUUUGUCUUGUCUAUUUCUGACAGCUCUAGCAGUUUUCAUAUUUUGGUCAUAGUUUCAACAUUUUAACAUGUGAAUUAUAGGGUUUCAUGCUGGUUUCCAGAUUUUAUUGUUUGACUAUGUACAAUGGAACCUUAAGUCAUAAAUACAUAUAAAUAUAUAUAUAUACUAUUCUAAGGGGGAAAAUGUUCUAUUUUUCUGUUUCUAUAAGAGAUGAAUACAGUGAAUACUUUUUCUAUUGGAAAUAAUUGAGUUUCACCUCUUUCAGAAGGCAAUUUCUUUCACUUCUGAAUGAUUCAAAUAAAAUCUGGCCCCUAUGAAACCCUGGAAAUCUUUAACACUGUUGAAAUACCAGGUUAAACACAUUCCAAGAAAUCUGUUCAAACUACAACCCUUUUGUAUACUUCUGAGGUGCCUGACUAAAAGGACUUCAUUUAUUUAUGAGAAAAAUUUGCUUUAUGUUAAGAUCAGUCUUCAACCAUUAGCUUAAUAUUUUGUAGAGUGAAUGCUUAUGAAGCUGAUGUGAGAACAUCUCAGAAGAACUGGGCAGGUUACUUGACUUUUUGCUUGCUUCUAUGAACAUUGUGAAUAUUACACGUUUCUUUCUAAAUUAUUUGAAAGUAUGCAAAUGGAUUUGGUAUGAUACACCAUUGUACUGGAAGAAUUAAUAUAUUACCAUAGUAAUGUACCUGAGCUAAAUGAUUGAAAGUUCUAGGGGUGCAUAGAAACCAACAUAAUUUGUAUGACAUUUUGAAGUGAAUUAAAUAUUUUUGAACAUGCUAGUCCGACAGCCAGUGUUAUAUUUUUCAGAUCAGCGCAAAGCACAACUACUGCUCAACUCAAUGUUUUCAGAUUCCCAUUAAGUCAUGCAAGCUGCAACUUCCCAGUCAAAAUUACUGGCUGCCAAAUUUAUACCUGUUUCUUCAACUGUACCUUUUUGAUAUUUAGAAUUUUUAAAUUUCUGUAAAGUAGAUUUUGUAGAUUGUAAUGUGUUCACUGCCUUUGUGAAGCGGUAUAUAAUUGUAUAAUUUCUGUGUGUAAACUGAAUGCUUGGGCUUUCAAUACAGUAUUCAUAUAAAGCAAUAAAUAUUAAUGUUAUAAAA